AUGGUUAAGAAGACUGUCUUGAAGGUUGAUAUAUCAUGCCAUAAAUGCAAGAAAAAGCUUCUUAAGGCAAUCUCUGGACUUCAAGGUAUAGAUAAGAUUGAGGUUGAUGCUGCCAAGGGAACAAUAUCAGUAACAGGCGAUGCUGACCAAUAUGAAAUUAUAGUUCGGACGAGAAAAGCAGGAAAAUUUGUUGAACCGGUGAGUGUUGGGCCUCCUCCAGCACCUCCAAAACAGGAGCCCCGAAAGAAGCCUGACGAGAAGAAGAGUGAACCCAAGAAAGAUGAUAAGAAGGCCGACCCCAAGUCUGAUAUCCACAAUCCUGAAACCUGUCCUGCUUGUCAACAAAUGUCCUUCUACAUGGACCGCUGUGUGGAACCCAAUACAGCAUGCUCUAUCAUGUAA
This is a messenger RNA of Durio zibethinus, 402 nucleotides long. Its product is annotated as heavy metal-associated isoprenylated plant protein 2-like. Lineage: Eukaryota; Viridiplantae; Streptophyta; Magnoliopsida; Malvales; Malvaceae. Gene Ontology annotation, molecular function: metal ion binding. The record is from RefSeq and is a predicted model, not a curated record.